Messenger RNA from Rattus norvegicus (Norway rat), 1830 nucleotides. The record is from RefSeq and is a predicted model, not a curated record. Lineage: Eukaryota; Metazoa; Chordata; Mammalia; Rodentia; Muridae.
CCUGGGGGACCGGCUCGCCGAGGGGCGUGGGGAGGGCCUCGCCCAGAGGACGCGGGCGGGCGGACGGGCGGAGAAGGGGGCUGCGCUAAGGGGACCCGGGCCGUCGGAGGAUCCGGCUCCCCUGAGGGGGAAGGGAGCGGGCGGAAGAGAGGACCCAGGGGAGGGGGACGCAGACGGGCGGGCUGAAGAGAGGGCCCCGCCGAGGGGGAUGCGGACAGGCGGGCUGAGGAGAGGGACGCGGCGGGCAGAGGACCGCCCACGUUCUUAGAGGGAGACUCCGCGCCGACCAGGCCCCGCCCCGGAGCAGAGCACGUCCACGCAGGGCAGUAGUACGGUCUCCGCGAUCCUCGAGUGUUGUUGGUGUGAACGCAGAGAGCUCUCACCUUUCUCUGCUGAGUCCACCGAAGCCAACCUCGGAGGACCGGCCUUCUCGCCUAACGCCUGAUGAAGGCCUGCUUCUGGACUGUGGGCCCCGCAGUGGCCAGGACCUAAUGGAGCCUCCGUGGAAGAUGUGGCUUCUCAGGGAGGAUGCUGUGACCUAGGCGGUAAAACCUUACGGUUUUGUGACUUUUUGUAGGUCUGAGAGGCAUUGCUGAAGUAUGUGCGGGCGAACGUCCUGUCACUUGCCUAGAGAUGCUCUCACUAGAGCCUGUGCCUAUCUGGAUCGGCAGGGCAGGCGUCAGCUCCCGCAGUGGAGGGACCCUGAUAAGUACUGCCCCUCCUACAACAAGAGCCCGCAGUCUAGCAGCCCAGUGCUUCUCUCCAGACUGCACUUUGAAAAGGAUGCAGAUUCAUCAGAUCGGAUAAUUUUUCCCAUGCGAUGGGGCUUAGUCCCAUCUUGGUUCAAAGAAAGUGAUCCUUCCAAGCUGCAGUUCAACACUUCCAACUGCCGUAGUGAUACCAUAAUGGAGAAGCAGUCGUUCAAGGCUCCUCUGGGGAAAGGACGGCGGUGUGUUGUCUUAGCAGAUGGAUUCUACGAGUGGCAGCGAUGUCAGGGAACAAACCAGAGGCAGCCGUACUUCAUCUAUUUUCCUCAAAGCAAAACAGAGAAGUCAGGUGAGAACAGUGGUUCAGACAGCCUUAACAACAAGGAAGAGGUCUGGGACAACUGGAGGCUGCUGACAAUGGCAGGGAUCUUUGACUGUUGGGAACCCCCAAAGGGAGAGCGCCUGUAUUCCUACAGCAUCAUCACUGUGGAUUCCUGCAGAGGUCUGAGUGACAUCCACAGCAGGAGCCCAAGGCAAGUGGCAGUAGUCAAAGGAUGAUGCAAUGGCUGGCUACAAAGUCACCCAAAAAGGAAGUCCCUGACUCACCCAAAAAGGAUGCAUCAGGUCUACCCCAGUGGUCCAGCCAGUUUCUACAGAAGAGCCCAUUGCCGACUAAAAGAGGUGCCAGCAGCAGCCUCCUGGAUCGAUGGCUGAAGCAGGAGAAGGAGGAUGAGCCUGUGGCCAAGAGGCCAAACAGCUAGUGACAGAGUCCUCCAUACCAGGCCUCAGCCUGAUACAGUAUUACUGAUGCCACCAGCUGCCCGGAAUUGUAUCCAUUUACUUGGGAAGGUGGUGAUUCUGUCAGCUGACCUUUAUGGACCUAGAAGAACAAGUCUACUGUGAGACAGCCUAAGAGGGCUAGCUACCAUGGCUCCCUAUGGGCCCUGCUAUCCCUGGCUCCUUGCUAGAAGCUUUCCUGUCCCUCCUGUUCCACAAAGGAGGCUCUUCAAAAUCUCUGGGCUCUCCUUUAGAGUUAAGCUUUUUAAAUGUAUUUGUUCUAAAUAAAUUGCUUUUGAUAAACCUUGGCUGGCAAGAGUUCUGGCUCUUGCCCAGUCCUCCCUGA